GGAACACAAACAGCAGUCAUUGUAAGCCCCUUUUGUUUCUUUUUUAUUUAGCUUUACUUUAAAAUGACAUUUAUUACAUUUGAUCCGUCAGUCCAUGUUCACAUAAAAGCGGCAGAUGUACAGCGUGUUUAAGAUAUUUACCUUUGCAAUUUUCUUCAGAGACACGUCAUAUUAGAUUAGAACAAAAUUCCUUUUUUCUAAUCUACAAAUCAAUAUUCAGGUCUUUUAAGCAGGUUUUUCAUUUGCAUUGGUCUAAUUUGGAGAUCUCAGACUUUGAAUCUUCUGGAAAAUGGUUCUGCAGGUGGAGAAACACAUGCAUGGGUUAAAGCAGCGCUGACUUUAACAAGCAGGAGCGUGUUCCCCGGGCUUUCGCUCCAUCUAUGCAACCUAUUUUUGUGCAGCAUUCCUGUAAGCUAACUUGGCCAACCAAAUACUGGGUUACAAGGCAAGCAAGGUCAGGUUGCCGUUAAAUGCUUUUGAGAUUAGCAAAUUAAUCUUGAGGACAACUAUGCUGAAGUGUGUCGCCUUGGGUUUUGAUUAAUCAUCUUUUUCUCAUUUAAGCUAGUGAUAGUUUAGAUCAACACCCCACAUCCACAGAUAAAUAUAAUAGCCCAAAUCAAAAUUGUCCAGACUAAAAUAUCCCUGCUCUUGAUUUGAUUGUUUUUUUUUUUGCUUCUUUCAUUACACUCACUGGCUCAUUUAACAACGUUCUCGAAUAACCGCAGAGUCACCGUAACAUGACUGUAAUUCAAGAGCCACAGUGUGAAAAAACAAUAUUGCAUCACCAUCUUACUUUUUCCUGUCAUGCUCCACUUUUUAUCAUUUCCACUGAGCUGUAGAUUCAAUCUUUUUAACGUAAAGAGAGGUUUUUAUUUUUAUAUCCCGGAGGGGUGUUUAUUUGAGAAUGGGCAAUGUUCCCUGGAAGUGAUCCCGUGUGGAAUUACACUGGACAUGUCUUUAAGAUCUGAAGUAUUAACAGUUAUUUCUGAGGUUAAGAUGAGGUAGCUUGGUGUGGGAGGGGCAUUAGAGCCUGCCUCACCACCAAAGCACUGGGAGAAAGAAUGGCCAGCAGACAUGCUCGUUGUGAAGAUGACCUUUCCUGUCCAGUUUGUGGACAUAUUCUGAGUCAGCCAGUGCUCCUCACCUGCAGACACAGAUUCUGUAAGGCCUGUCUACAGGACAGCUGGGACGCACAAGACCGCAAGGAUUCGCACUCCUGUCCUCUGUGCUGCCGUCGCUCUUCAAUGGAUCAAAUUGUGGUAAACACUGCGCUAGAGAGGGCCUGCGAAUCCUUCAAAGACGACAGAAGAAGGAAUGACCCGGAAACUUGUAACGAGCAUGGAGCAAACCUCACGCUCUUCUGCUUGGAGGACUUGGAGCCCAUCUGUGGUCUUUGUGGCAAAGCAGCUGCACAUAUUGGGCACAGGCUCUAUCCCAUUGCAGAAGGCGCCCAUGACUGUAAGGAGGAGCUAAAGACUGCACUUCUGCCCUUGAAAGAGAAGCUAAAGCUGUACAAGAAUGCCACAACCGCAUGUGAGGAAGUGGCUGAACAUGUAAAGAACCAAGCUCAACACACUGAAGCGCAGAUCAAAGAGGAAUUCGAAGCUCUUCACAGGUUCCUUAAAGAGCAGGAGGCUGCGAGGCUUGCGGAUUUAAAGGCUGAGGAGGAUCAGAAGAAUCUAAUGAUCAGUAUAAAGAUUGAGGAGAUGAGCAACGAAGUGGCAUCUCUUUCUAACAUCAUCAGAACAGCAGAACAGGAGAUGAAAAGUCAAGAUAUUCAGUUUCUAAAGAAUUACAAGGAGACAAUCAGAAGAACCUGGAGAAAGUUUCCUGAUCCAGACAUGGUGUCCGAGGCUCUAAUUGAUGUGGCCAAGCACUUGGGCUGUCUGAAAUAUAAAGUGUGGGAGAAGAUGAAAAAAAUAGUUAAAUACACUCCAGUGAUUAUGGAUCCUAAUACAGCAGCAAGUUGUUUCAUCCUCUCUGAAGAUCUCACUGUGGUGCAGAACUCUACCCAGAUCUUCAAGCUCCCAGACAACCCAGAGCGCUUUGAUAUCAGCGCCGAGCUGCUUGCCGCCGAGGGCUACUCGUCUGGACGUCACAGCUGGGACGUGGAGGUGAACGACAACACCUACUGGGUUUUAGGCAUAGCCAGCGAGUCGAUCAACAGGAAGGGUAAACACGUGCUGACACCAGCAGAGGGAUUCUGGACUAUAAGAUACCGCAAUGGAGAGCACAAAGCCUGUACAGCGCCCUGGGAGCCACUCAACAUGUCUAAGAAGCCAGACGUGAUAAGAAUGGUUUUGGACAUGGACAGGGGAAAGGUGGCAUUCUAUGACCCCAGAGAGAGAUCGGCCCUUUACACAUUCACAAAUAUCAUCACACCCAGGGCCUUUCCUUAUUUUUGUACUGCUUGUAAAGAGCAUCCACUGAAAAUCCUACCAGAAAAGAUAACUUUGUCAACGGAGCAAUAGUGUUCAAGUUUAUUUAUUUCUUUUGAAUACUAUUCUACCAAAUGCUACCUUAAA
Molecule: messenger RNA, 2525 nt
Organism: Fundulus heteroclitus (mummichog)
Lineage: Eukaryota; Metazoa; Chordata; Actinopteri; Cyprinodontiformes; Fundulidae
Gene: trim35-13
Product: tripartite motif containing 35-13
Exons: 6
Coding region: 1062-2471 (469 amino acids)
Molecular function (GO): zinc ion binding; protein binding
Source: RefSeq, a predicted model, not a curated record